UUCACAACUUUAUUUUCAACGAUUUUUGCCUCAGAAGUCCAUUCUUCUUCCUCCUCACUUGAGGAAAAGGAAACUUCCGCACGUCUUAUCUUUUGCGCGUUUUGUGUUGAACCCCUCCACCCCCCCCUUCCCUGAUGGUCUUUCUUGGGACGAAAUCGGGCUUUCGUGUUUACCUGGAAGCCGCAGGGGCAGGGGUGGAUACACCCCGGACCUUGCCUCUCAGCUGCCCCCUCCCUGCUACAGGUCUGCCGCUCUAAAUGCCCUAAACUCUGCGAGCUGACGAAGUCGAGCACAGGAAGACUCUGAGGACUCUUUUGAUCGGAGCUCUGAAGAAAAGAAGCGAACCACAGGUGUGUCGGAUGAAAGGACAGGUAAAGCUGCUGCAGCGGCAGGGUGAUGCAGACGGAAUGUACUAACCUCUUGUUACACCUUGCAUCCACCCUGCAGCAAAAGAACAAUAGGAAACAUUUUUGUGCUGAACAAGAGGUGUGAUCACCAGGUCACCUGUGUUUCUGACUGUCCACGGGAAGACUUUUAAAGGCGAUAGUUGCGCUUGCAUCUCAUAACCUGGAGUGAUAAGCCUAAAUGAUGGAGUGGCGUGAGCAGUCCUCCGUCAGCAGCGAGGAAGGAUACUCGGAGGCGCAAAGAUGGAUCGAGGCAGCAACCAAGAAAAAAUUUGGGAACGGCGACUUCCGAUCAGCCCUGGAGAAUGGAGUUCUGCUGUGUGAUCUGAUAAACAAGAUCAAGCCUGGCACCAUCAAAAGGGUCAACAGGCUCCCUACACCUAUUGCUGGACUGGACAACCUUAACGUCUUCCUCAAGGCCUGUGGGAAGCUUGGACUAAAGGAGGCACAGCUCUUUCACCCCGGGGAUCUGCAAGACUUGUCCACCAGAGUGACAGUAAAGCAUCAAGAGACAAACAGGAGGCUGAAAAAUGUUUUAAUCACCAUUUACUGGCUGGGUAGAAGAGCUCAGAGUGAUCCUUUCUAUGAUGGACCUUACCUAAAUUUCAAGGCCUUCGAGGGAUUAUUGGGCACCGCACUAUACAAGGCUCUGCAGGAAUCAAACAGCCAGAAGGGCUCCAGCGUUCGAGACAGCGGUUUUGGAGACAGUUGGUACUCUGAGCGAGAGGAGAUCUAUUCCCUGAGAGGAGGUGGAGGCGGAAGAGGCGGACACAGGAGGGACGACUCGUUGGACAGUUUGGACUCGCUGGGCUCGAGACCCCACAGCAUCUCAUCCGACGCCACUCUCAAAGGCAGCAGCGAGGGUUGUUGCAGCGACACCGAGGCAGACUCCAUCUUCAGGAUGGCUGACAACAAGAACAGCCUCAGCUACCGCAGGUCACUAGUCAUCACGCCUAAAGCCAGCGCCCAGUUUAACCAGUUCCUGCCCACUAAGGACAAGCAGUCGGGCUACGUGCCGGCUCCGCUGAGGAAGAAACGGGCUGAGCGAAACGAGGACAGCCGGCGUAGCUGGGCCAGCUCCAGCUACGAAGAAGAUGAAGCCACGCUCACCAGACAGCAGCAAACGCAGGAAAGUUCUGAUGGGAGCAAAUCAACAAGCGACAUCCAGGUGGACCCGUCAAUCAUCCGGCAGAAUCGCUUGGAGGAGCUUCAGAAGUACCGAGAACAGAUUAAAGAGAGCGAGGAUAAGUGGCAGGAUGACUUGAGCAAAUGGAAAAACCGGCGCCGGAGCGUGAACUCUGACAUAGUGAAGAAGAAGGAGGAGCGGGAAAAGAUAGAGCAGAUCACGUAUGGCAGAGACGGCAGGUCCAAGUCCUUCAAGGAGAUCCAAGACGAGAGAGAAACUAAAAAAAAGCACAGCAUCGGCAGCCGCCUGUCGUCUCUCUCCUACUUGGAUGACGACGACGACAACUUAUUUGAGAAACCCGUGAUUCGCGCGCCGACCCGAUCGCUCCCACCCAGAAGCUACACCAUCGAUGCUCCCUCGUAUUCCCCAGAACCCUCCAAGCCCUCUCCGAAAGCCGAGGACCCCCCGGUUGCUUCCCCACGCACUCGCAGACAGCCUUCGCCUCCCACUCCGCAGGAAACCGUGGAUGGUCCUGCAGCCAGAAACUCCAUCACCACCACCACCACCACCACCACCACCAGCAACCAGUCUCCAGCAGCUGCAUCCUAUCAGAAGAGUCCAGCGGAGGAACGCGAGGCCAUAAAAUACACAGAGAAGACUACGAGGGACGUAGCCCCCCGCUCCUCCUUCGCCUCCACCCAGAAGGAGCUCGAGCCAAGGUCCUCAUUGUUGGGAGCGCCGACUGGGGUGGAGGCCCCCUCCUCCAGCUCUCCGGACAGACAACCACAGUCGAGCUCGAUGGAACCCAAGCCUCCCGCCGUGUCUCGGGUUUCCGCCUCCCUCCCCAGGAGCUACCAGAGAUCGGAUAGCGCGCGGCUAACCUCGGUCGUCACUCCGAGGCCCUUUGGGACCCAGCCGUCCCGCAUCUCCUCUCUUUCUAGAGCCCACACGACGGACGAAUCCCACAAGGGUGUCAACGGCAACGUCGAUGUUUCUAAGAAGGCAUCUGUGCCGAGCCGGUAUCAUCAGUACAUGACCUCAGAGGACGAGGCUCAGUCCAGUUCUGCACACAGCAGCGAUGACGAGGAAGAGGAAGAGGAAGAGGAAGAGGAGAGCGCCGCAGCGAAGGGCCUGUCCUCGACUCAGAGCAUCAGGUCUCUCCCGUCUCCUGUCAAGAGUGACGUCUCAGUCAGUCCUGCUCCUGGCAAAGAAACCAGCAAGGAGGAUUUCUGUGAGAUGCGAAUCAGCCUGAACCAGAAACCCAACAGCAGCCGAGACUUUGGCUUCCAGGCUGCCUGGGACUCGACGGGAGCUCGGGUCACGUCCAUCCAGCCAGGUAGCUCGGCCGAGAUGUGCCAGCUGCAGGACGGGGACGAAGUGCUGACGGUGAACGGGCUCCAGGUGGCACAAAUGAGUUACGAGCAGUGGAAGUCCAGCUUGGAGGAGGCCCUGCAGAAGGGCAGCCUGGUCAUGGAUGUGCGCCGUCACGGCCAGCACAACUGGGACAGAGAUCAACCUUCCCUGCCAUUUAAAAGCCAUAAGACCAUCAAUCUGACCAGUACGGAUCAUCCGAUACUUCUAGGUCCUCCUGAGACAAAGACCGCCAACUCCAGCCUGGAUUUCACUUCCCGUACCGUCACAGAAUCGGUGCUGGCUAAAGAGGCCCCCACUCUAGUGGAUGUGGCUUCAAACAGAGUUAAUGGGGACUUCCAAGACCAACCAGUGACCAUGAGGAACAAAGAGUCAGAACCAAUAUCUUUGAAAAACUUAAAACGGAGAUCAGAGUUUUUUGAACAAGGAGGAUCGGAGUCUGCGAUGCCAGAUAUUCCUGUUCCUGCAAUCACUCCAGCUUCCUCCAGCCGCUGGUCGUGGAACCCAGAAGAAGAGCGCAAGAGACAAGAGAAAUGGCAGAAGGAACAAGAGCUCCUCCUACAGGAAAAAUACAAGCGUGAUCAGGAGAAGCUGCAGGAGGAGUGGCUCAAGGCCCAGCAUGAGAUUGUCACAAGCGUGGGCCACCAGCAGGUGAACAGCCACGGCGCCGGCCCACACUCGCCCCCGUCCUCUCUGCAACAGCCCACUCUGUGGGAAGAGGAGGAGAGGCAGAGGAAGAUGGAGCAGGAGCGCCAGCGGCAGGCGGAGGAGAAGAGGAGGAGGGAGGAGGAGGAGCGGGACCUGCAGCGACUCCAGGAGGAGAGGAAGAGGAGAGAGAUGCAGGCGGAGGAGGAGAGGAAGAGGAGAGCGAUGCAGGCGGAGGAGGAGAGGAAGAGGAGAGCGAUGCAGGAGGAGGAGGAGAGGAAAAAGAGGGAGGUGGAGUUGAGAAUGCAAAGGAUGAGAGAGGAGGAGCUGAGAAAGAGGGAGGAGGAGCAAAGGAGGAGAGAGGAGGAGCGGAGGCAGCAGGAGGCGGUGGAGCAGCAGCGCCAGCAGAAAGUCUUCGACCAGCAGAGAUGGGCCGCUGUCUCCCACGACUUUGACAGUGCUCAGCCUCCGCUGUCCUUUAUUGACAGGACAAAAUCCCAGUCGUCUCCCCAGCUGGAUGAUGACAACAAGCCUCAGAGGAGAGGUUUGCUACGGCAGCCAGAGGACUUGUCUCUCAGGCUGCUGGAAGAGGAGUUGAGGAUUGCACGUAGAAAGCGCCAAAGCCAGAAGGCUGCAUCAGAGCUGGAAUGGAGAAACUACCUCAGAUACGCAGAGGCAGAGAGAGCGAUGGGAAGCUCAACUCCUGACGGGAAGAGUCAGCAGCCGCUGUCUCAGGCCGAGCUGGAGCGCCAGCAGAUCCUGAAUGAGAUGAAGAAGAAGACGCCGCUGCUGACGGACAGCAGCUGGAUCCGCCAGCGCGCCGCUGGAACGGCAGUCAGCAGGGACGGCGACGUGCCGCCUAUGCGCAGAGGGGAAUCUCUUGACAACUUGGACUCCUCCUACGACUCUCGGCGUUCAUCCUGGACUCCCAGAAGCAGCUCUUUUGCCUCAAACUACUCUCGGCCGUAUUCCGCCUACUCUGGCAGCUCUUCUUUUUACACCGGCGCGUCAGGGCCCCGCCGGCCAGGCUCCUCCACCCUGCCCCCCUCCUUCUCUACGGGCUCCCUCCGUGGUGGGGCAGGAACCUACCCGGCCCCUUGGUCUCGUACGUCCCCCUCCCCUUCCACUCCGUCACCAAUCACCUCUCCGGAGCCCGCACCUGACGCCUAUCAGCAGCGGAACAGGUCAGUGAGUGGCAGGAAAACCUGCACGUUCUGUGACACCCCGCUGGGAAAGGGAGCAGCCAUGAUCAUCGAGUCCCUGGGGCUCUGUUAUCAUUUGAGCUGUUUCAAGUGCAUCGACUGCAAGUCCGACCUCGGAGGCUCGGAGGCCGGGGCCGAAGUCAGAAUACGAAACAAGCAACUCUUCUGUAACACCUGCUACAUGCGAGUCAAAACUGGCCACCCAACAUCCAUGUGAUGCAGGCGUGCUGCAGCAGAUCGACGAGGAGACUACAUGUGACAACAACCCAUGAACUUUAAAGUGAAAGCCGUUGCAAUAAUAAGCCGAACCUCUGGUGUCUUUAAUUGUACUGAUGAGAUAAAGAUUUCAAAAGAAGUUGUCUGCUUUUAUCUUGAUCUCGUAUGAUGCAUUAUAACUGUACAAAUGUUCUACUUUCCCUCUAUAUAUUAUAUUAUUAUUAUUUUUUUUUUUAUGUUUUAGCCAUAAAUCUGUCUCUGCGAGAUUCCAGGAGAGUUUGCUUUUCCGACUCCAUUUAGACAGAUUUUGCAAACGUGGUGAGAGAAACCUGCAGGAUCAUGCUUCUUUUCUAUGCGUGUCUGGUGGUAUUAAUUUGUCCAUUAGGGGGAGCGGGGGGAGGUAUGCUUUCCAUGCGUAUGUGGCUUUGUAUUUGUAAGAGACAAAGGAAAUAAAAUUAUUAGGAUUCUCUGAUGCAUCGCGUUUGAAAAUGACGGCCUGCUUUGACCGCACUUUUUAUGCUAAGACUUCACGUCAUUCUGUACUGAAUUAAGGCAAAGAAUAACUCUGUAAAUAAAUGACUAAAUCCUCA
Messenger RNA from Poecilia latipinna (sailfin molly), 5554 nucleotides. Its product is annotated as LIM domain only protein 7. The record is from RefSeq and is a predicted model, not a curated record. Gene Ontology annotation, molecular function: protein binding. The transcript is spliced from 30 exons. Lineage: Eukaryota; Metazoa; Chordata; Actinopteri; Cyprinodontiformes; Poeciliidae. Bases 586 to 4965 code for a protein of 1459 amino acids. Gene Ontology annotation, biological process: regulation of signaling; regulation of cell adhesion.